AUGGCCGCCCCUCCUCUGUUUUUCGGCGUCCCGAUGCCUCCUCUGCUUCAGGGCGCGGGCACCGCAGCCGCCGCCCUGGAUCCGGCCGCCCUGCCCGUCCCUGCGCGCCGGCGCCACCCACGACCCCUGCGCCGAGCCGCCCGCGCCCCUGCGGGUCCAUGCGCAGCACAUACGGAGCAGUCCGCGCCGGCCACGGGACUAGCGGCACCCUGCGUGCCUGCCUGCCUGUCCGCGCCGCGCGAGAUACGGGUCUGGGCGCCGGCACAUGCGCAUUCGCCCGUGUGGCCGCCACAGGGUGCCGCCGCCGCCCCUACCGUCCCUUGGCGCGCGCCUGCGCCUCACGCGUCCGACGCGUGGCCGCCCUAUGGCGCCGUCGCCGCCCCUACCACUGGAUCCGUGGGCGCGUGGCCACCCCUCGCGCCGACCGUGCCUGCGCCCGCGACGGCCGUGCUGGCCAUGGCGCGCGUGCCCGCGCCCACACCGAACGCGCCCGCGUGGCCUGCGUUCAGUAUGCCCCCAACGCUGCUGCGGCCGACGCUCCUCUCGCCGCGGCCCUCCUCGCCGCCAUGUCUGAGGCUGCGGUGGCUCAGGAGUGGCAAGCCAGGCCGUGGCAUCCUACUCGACCUGACGCACGUCGGCGCCCGCGGUCUUCUCGCGGCGGCCGACCGCGUCCGCCGCGCCUUCGUGUGA
Messenger RNA from Panicum virgatum (switchgrass), 690 nucleotides. Its product is annotated as vegetative cell wall protein gp1-like. The transcript has 2 exons. NCBI's taxonomy places the organism in Eukaryota, Viridiplantae, Streptophyta, Magnoliopsida, Poales, Poaceae. The coding region runs from base 1 to 690 and encodes 229 amino acids. The record is from RefSeq and is a predicted model, not a curated record.